Messenger RNA from Staurois parvus, 312 nucleotides. NCBI's taxonomy places the organism in Eukaryota, Metazoa, Chordata, Amphibia, Anura, Ranidae. The record is from the annotation of a GenBank genome assembly.
ACUGAUGAUGGGUACAUAGACGGCACUGACUGGCAUCACUGCUGGGCACUGACUGGCGGCACUGACUGGCACAACCCCUGGGCACUGACUGGUGGCACUGACUGGCAGCACUGCUGGGCUGCACUGGUGGGUGGCACUGGUGGGCAGCACUGGUGGGUGGGCACAGGUGGGUGGCACUGGUGGACACAGGUGGGUGGGCACAGGUGGGUGGCACUGCUGGGCACAAGUAGAGUGGCACAGGUGGGUGCACUGCUGGGCACAGGUGGGUGCAUGCUGGGCACAGGUGGGUGAUCUGCUGGGCACAGGUGGGCG